Molecule: messenger RNA, 885 nt
Organism: Symbiodinium pilosum
Lineage: Eukaryota; Dinophyceae; Suessiales; Symbiodiniaceae
Source: the annotation of a GenBank genome assembly
AUGGCUGACGGUCCCCUUGGCCUGUGGCUGGGCGCCGGCGGCAAGUGUACAGAGAAUGGAGCCAAGAAUUUCGCGUACUUCUACAUUUAUGACGGCAUGAACGCCGUGGUGAAGCAGUACAUGGCUGUUACAACAGGUGUGAAGCUGGUUUUGGGAUACGUGGCUGGAGUCGGAAACACGCUGAUCAACAUGCCUUUGGAAGUCAUCUCGACCAAGAUGCAGCUGGAUGAUGCAAAGGGCUUGGGCACCGUUGGGAUGCUUCGACGAAUCAUCCAGGAAGAAGGACUCGGUGCUUUGUACACCGGCCUUGGCUACAAUAUUGCCCUUUGCAUCAACCCGGCAAUCCAGAAUACUAUACUCGACAAGCUGAAGGAAGCCCUUCUCCAGCAGAUGAAGCGGCGAAACCCUGAGGUGGCGCCAGCCCUGACGGCCUUCCAGGCCUUCACCUUGGGGGCCUUUGCCAAAGCGGUGGCCACGGUGGUAACUUACCCACUGGUGCGCCUGAAGACAAACCUGCAGGCCGGCAAAGUGCCACAGCCAACGGCUGAGCGGCAGCCGAGCGUGCGCAGCAUGCAGCCAAACCUCCCAAGGAUCACCAGCAAGGGUAUGACUCGGUCAGGCUCCAUCGAGAUGAUCCGUGCCAUGUCCUUCCGUGAGGACAGGGAGCCAACAUCUGUUUCAUUGUUUCAGAGGCUCAUUGAGCUGUACCGUGGAGUCUACUCUGCCCUCUUGAAGAGCACGCUGCAAAGCGCCCUCCUGUACAUGGUCAAGGAUCAGGUGGAGUUCUCCGUUGAGCGGUUCUUCCACCUCACGGCACAGGUCUUCUUCCGCAAGAGCGGCCAAGUGAAGCUUGGCAGCUUCUCUGGGCGCCCACUGGCCUCCUAA